Molecule: messenger RNA, 9377 nt
Organism: Bombina bombina (fire-bellied toad)
Lineage: Eukaryota; Metazoa; Chordata; Amphibia; Anura; Bombinatoridae
Product: synaptotagmin-like protein 2
Exons: 18
Coding region: 571-3432 (953 amino acids)
Biological process (GO): exocytosis; intracellular protein transport
Cellular component (GO): exocytic vesicle; plasma membrane
Molecular function (GO): small GTPase binding; neurexin family protein binding
Source: RefSeq, a predicted model, not a curated record
CAGCUCGGGUUUUGUGAAGUCGUUUUGAGUCCAGGAAUUUACAGGGUGAGGGUCAAAGCCUUUCUAGACUGUGCAUUCAUCUUUGGAAAAUAAGGAAUACGCUACAUUUAGUUGAAUGGCGUGAUCGGGCUCACUGUGAAUAGACAGCAAGACUAUGACACAGUUGUAAAAGAAAAACCUGCUGCUUCGAAGAGGAUGUCGGCACUUGCAAGGUGAAGCCAAACCAGUUUACAUAUCAGGCUGCGUUUCCAAAGGAAGAGGGGAUAGCUCAGAAGACAUGAAAAGUCUUCUCCCAUACCUCAGCCCUCCAGUACAAUGGGGAGCAGUGUAGUCUGCUCACGUCAUCUGGAUAUACUGUACAAGCUCUGGGAAUAGUGGAUGGAAAUUAUCCUUCAUUGCCUGCUAGUAACUAAAUUGACAUUAUGAAACAGCCAAAAUUCCGCAUGCUGAGCUCUCACUAACAGAGAACCUUAAAGAGACGUUUCCUUUCAAGACAUUACAUAAAAACAGACUUUCAAUGAAUGCAGGUUUGCCGUUCGAUAGUAAGUGUAUGGUACAGUAGCUUUCAAAAUGAAGAACAGCGCAGGAACCAUGCUGGACCUCAGUUUUUUAACCGAGGAGGAAUAUAACAAGCUCAUGAAAGUGCUUCAGAGAGAUGAAGAAUUGCAGAAGAAGGAUGGUGAUAGAAUCAGACGCUUGCAAGGAUCUAUAAAAGAUGAAAAGAAGAAAAAAUUUGUAACUGGUGAAUGGUUUUAUGAUGUGAAGUCUCAACGCUUUCAGGAAGACCUUCAUGGUUCAGAUCUUCUCCGAGCAUCAAUAAGGAAGAAAAAGGUCCAAACACAACACCUGAGCAAUGGAGGAGCCUGUGACAAUAAGCAAGCGAUACGAGGCAUACCAGCAUUUGCAGAAUGUCAGGUUAACCAAAGAACUGAAAGAGUUAAUGAUGAUAAAGAAUAUGAAGAAAUACUUUCUGAUGCAUCUAUACAAAAGGAUAUUCCUCCUUUCCUGCCUGAGACAUCUCCGCAAUGUGCAUUUGAGAAGAGAUCCAGUAUAAGUGAUGUAUCAUCAGUGGACACUGGAAUUGGUUUAACCCCAUCGCAGGAUUCUUUGACAUCAAAAUCGUCUGGUCAAGUGGGGCAAACAAUUCUGCCAGAUACACCAACAAAUUUAUCAGCCAGUGGUGACAACAGAGACCAGAAUUUCACACAAGAAAAUACUUCAGUAAAAAGCCCAAGUAAGAUUCCUGUAAAAAGAAAAUCAAGCAUAGGGCUUUCUUGGCCCGAAACAGGAUUGCAGCUGGAUCAGUCAGACAACAAUGCAAAGAAAUCAGAAGCACCUGGACGCUCGGGUCUAUCCUCGCCAGAAGCAGAAUUUGAUAAAGAUCUUAGAUCAGGUUCCAAUUUCACAGUGCAAUCUAUGAAAGACAAAUUGACUGAGCAAGAUGCCAUGCUAGAUAAAGACCAGUUCAUGUCACUGAAGAAAUUUUGGGAGAAGGGGGCAGACAAUUCAGCCAGUAUGAAAGGCACUUACAACCAGGAUGUAGUAGAGACAAAACAUCCACAAGAGCCAUCAACACGGCAGCAGCCAGUAUUGAAUUGUGCUAGUUCUAUUCAAUCCAACAAAAGUCAAAAUGGAGAGGUUUCUCCUGAACUUCCAUAUAGACUAAGGCAUGUCAGCCACAGAGCACCAGUCUUAUCUUCCAGUGAAGAUGAACAAUUCUAUGUUGCUCCACCAAGAAAAGGUUCAUCCUCAAUGAUACCAAGAUCUACAUAUGGAAAGAGUAAAGGUUCAUCCAUUUCUAAAAGUGUUUCUGUGUCUGAAAACAAUGGUACCACAUCACAUAGUGAGGAAAGCAGUGGCACUAGUAGAGCUUCAAGAAAGUCAAAGUUACCCAUCAGAGCUCCUUCAGUGCAUCAGGAGAAGAAAGUUGAUUCUCCCUCCUCUCCUCAAGAUGAAAAGUUUGAAACUGUCCCUGAGUCGGAAAUGUUAGGUUUUGUGGAAGAACACAUUAUACCAGAAUCUAAACCACAAGUUAGCGAGUCCCUGUUCAGUAGAGUCCAAAUAUUAAUUGAUACAGUUACUUCUGAUGAAGAACAAUGCAAGAAAAUCAUUGAACACACUGACCGAAAAGGGGGAGAUAUGACAGAAAAUACAGCUACUGAAACUGAGAAUGACUUGGGAGCCAGUGAAAAUUCAGAAACCAUUAACACCUCACAGAUCACUAGCCUUAGCAAUGCAAGAAGCAUGGUGAAUAUCUAUACCACCACUGAGACAUAUAACAAACCUCAAGCUGUAACACAUCAGCUUUUAGAGCCCGAGCGAGCGAAGGAGCUCAGUAGAUCUACCCCAGCUUUACUAUCUGAGACUGAAUCAGACACCGCUUCUGAAAUUAGCUUCCAGCUGAGGAGGCAUAGGAAGACCCAGAGCAGCGGAAGUAACUCAUCAGAUAUGGCGUCAGUUUCCUCAGUCAGUAACAGUGUGCUCAGUGUGUACAGUGGGGAUUUUGGCAGCGUGGAUGCCCAGGGAACAGUCCAGUUUUCUUUGGAUUACGACGAAAAGAAUCGCGAGUUUCAGAUUUUCGUGGCACAGUGUAAGGACCUGGCCGUAGUGGACGAGAAGAAAGGGCGAUCAGAUCCCUACGUAAAGACAUAUCUGCUUCCAGACAAGGCCAGAAUGGGCAAGAGAAAAACAUCUGUAAAAAGGAGGACAACAAACCCUGUUUACAAUGAAGUCCUGCGGUACAAAAUAGACAAAAUGGUGUUGCUGAUCCAGAAACUGAAUCUUUCUGUGUGGCACAAUGACCCCCUGGGUAGAAACAGCUUCCUUGGAGAGAUGGAAAUUGACCUUACCAGCUGGGACUGGAGCAACGUAAAACCCAACUGGUACACGCUAAAGCCACGGAGUCUGUCUGCUAUGAAUGGUGUGGAUCAUCGAGGUGUUAUGAACCUAUCUAUUAAAUAUAUUCCACCAGGCAGUCUAGGCCCAAAACAUCCUUCAUCAGGUGAGGUCCACAUAUGGGUGAAAGACACCAAGGAUUUACCACAGCUACGGCCAUCUGGGGUGGACUCUUUUGUCAAAUGCUAUGUGCUACCCGACACUAGUAAAAAGAGCUACCAGAAGACACGUGUCAUUAAAAGGGAUUCAAACCCUGUUUUCAACCACACUAUAGUAUAUGAUGGCUUCCACACAGAGGAUCUCAAGGAUGCAUGUGUUGAGUUGACUGUUUGGGAUCAUGAAAAACUCAGCAAUCAUUUCCUUGGAGGGAUCAGACUUGGACUUGGGACAGGUUGUAGUUAUGGCAUUUCAGUGGACUGGAUGGAUUCUACGCAGGAAGAGGUGGCCUUUUGGCAGGAAAUGAUAUCAACACCAAAUGAGUGGAUUGAAGGUUCACUUCCUUUGAGAUCGCUGGCUGGAAGACGGAAGUUUAAAUAAGUAAUUUAUGGGGAGAACAUUAAUUGCUACUUUUCAGUGAAGCAUUUUGUAAUUUAUAAAUAAUUGUUAUUUUUAAAGACUUUUCCAAACCUGUAAAAGAUGACAACUUUGAAGAUUUGCCCUGCCUGGUCAGUGUUUUAUUCUUUGCAGUUGGACCUCCCAUUUUAAUAUAAUGAAUUUAUAUUAUUAUUAAUCAUUUUUAACUAUAGAGUGCCUUUUGGAUUCAAAGCACUUCUACUUCGCAGACAUCUAUGAAGCUCUUCCUUGGUGGAACUUUGGUUUACAUUAAAUUCUUGAACUCAGAUUAGCAAAGAAGAAGGAUGGCAAAAGGAUACAUAUUAUUAAUAUUAAUUGGUGGGUACAAAAUUAAAGGGUCAAUAUCUGAAACAUUGACAAAUCUAUCCUUAUUUUCUCCACAACACUAACAUCAAUAAUAGAUAAGGGAUUUUGAUAAAGAACUAGAGUUCUGCUUUAUUUCAGCUAGCGUGUCACAUAGUUUGUUGAUUCCUUUUGCAUUAUGCCUUGUUUCCAUCAGAUCUAUAAAGCAUCAAUUGUCCAGUCCUCAAAUAUUCUGAACUUUCCAGGUUUUAAGGAUUUUCCUGCUAGAUCAAAUGUUUAAUGUUACUCAAAAUAAUCCAGAAAUGAACAUUCUAAAUAUAUGCCUUGUCAGGGCUACUUGAGGACUGUUUAAGAAACACUACAGAAUAAUGUAAAUGGACAUAUCUGUUAUGUUAGAUCGUUCAAUCAUCAUUAUUCAUACUUCAUGUUUUAAUUUUUUUUAUUUUUUUAUUCUUUAAUGAGUUUAUUUACCCGACAUCUCAUCCACUCACAAGUGUACAUGGCCAAUAGAAAUUAUUUGUGGAAACUCUCAGUGACUGGCCAAAUAGUUUGCUGUUAGAAAUGACAAAGUGUGGAAUAUUGUUAAAUAAACGCAUAAACAAAUUAGAGGGUACUUAGUUAAAUUAAUUUUCCUUUGAAGUGGGAAUCAAUCAAAGCAGAAUGUUCUUACAAAAGGGAUUCAACUAAGUAUCAUCUAACUUGUUUUAACAUUUAUUUCACUACAUAUCCCACUUUGUCCCUUCUAAUGGUUUUGUAUUGCGAUUUUAUUUUUUUGUUACAUUUAUUAUUCAAAUAUUUUGCCAUGCUGGAAGAAGAGACAGGGUUUGGAAUUUACUGGAUACCUUAAAAAAUAAAUAUUUGUGGAUUUAACACAAAUUAUUUUGUUUAUAGUCUAUUGCUCAUGAUACAUUUUAAACAACAUCAUCACUGCCAAGUGUCAUUGUUAAUGGACCAAUUCAUUUGCAGGUUUAUUUUCUUAAAAUACCAGCUAACUAAUCUGACACUAUCUUAUUUAUGUGCUUAUAUUUUUUCACAUGGAAAUAUAUAAUAAAAUACUAUUGUGUAUAAUGUUUAAUUGAGACAUUAUGCUUUUAAUAACUUAUUGAAUAUAAUAUAAAGAGGUUAUUUCUUAUGUGAGUUUUCAAGAUUUGGGUCCAUUUAGACUUUGUGUACCUUGUUCAUAAAACCACAGGGUGCAAUACCUGUGGAACAGGGGGUUAAUAAAUGUAUUGAAAGAGCAAGCAAGAAUAUGGAGGUGCCAGUUGUGUACUUUUUUAAUAAACAGACAAAGAUGCUUUUGUAUAUAGACAUAUGUACAAUAAUCAAAUAUGUUUUGAGUCUCAAAUAAAAAUGAAGGUCCCAGGACUUUUAUGGAUUUGUCAUCUCUUUUCUGGCCUUCUGCAAUCCAUCCUGACUAGGGUUGCCACCUCGGCCAGGUUUUCCUCGACACUUAUGAGUUACACAUGCUGCAGGGUGUGCAGAGGGCAAUAUGCAUUGUGCUCCUGGACAGCACAUGAAUAGUGACCCUGGGCUGCACUAUUCAUGUUCCUCCCUGUACACCCUGCAGCAUGUGUAACUCAUACGUGUCUAGGAAAACAUUGCCGAGGUGGUAACCCUAAUUCUGACAGAUGGCCCUUUCCUGAGAACAGAAAAUAUUUAAUUUAGUAUAUAAAAAAAAAAAGCUUAUAGCAUAUUUUACCUACAGUAAUAUAGUUAAAAGGAUAACAUCAUCACUAAUGCAACAAGGCCAGCAUGAUAUAUAGCCAAACUACCAAAACCUUUUUUGUGGCACAAUGCUAACAUAAAUCCACACCUUACAAGUCUUGAAUGUUACCAUAGUUAUUCUGUGCUUUACACUCGUUCACAAAAAUGUUUAUUUUUUCCUGAUAAAUUAAGCUUAAAGGGACAGUCUAUUCCAGAAUUGUUAUUGUUUAAAAAUAUAUAUAUAUUCCCUUUAUUACCCAUUCCUGAGUUGUGCAUAACCAACACAGUUAUAUUAAUAAACUUUUUACCUCUGUUAUUACCUUGUAUCUAAGCCUCUGCAGACUGCCCCCUUAUUUCAGUUCUUUUGAAAGACUUGCAUUUUAGUUAAUGUUGACUCAUAAAUAACUCAAUGGGAGUGAGCACAAUGUUAUCUAUAUGGCACCCAUGAAAUACCUCUGCCUAGCUGUGAAAAACUGUCAAAAUGCACCUAGAUAAGAGGCGGCCUUCAAGGGCUUAGAAAUUAGCAUAUAAGCCCACUUAGGUUUAACCUUCAACAAAGAAUACCAAGAGAACAGCGCAAAUUUGAUGAUAAAAGUACAUUGGAAAGUUGUUUUAAAUUGUAUGCCCUUUAUACUGUUUCUUUAAGCUUGGGGAAAUUUAAACUUUUUGUAUGACUCAGGUUAUUUAAAUUAAAGUUAGAUUCCACUGGUAAGAAGAACUUAAAGGGACAGUCAAGUACAAAAUAAACUUUCAUGAUUCAGAUAGGGCAUGUCAUUUUAAACAACUUUCCAAUUUACUUUUAUCAACAAUUUUGCUUUGUUCUCUUGGUAUUUUUAGUUGAAAGCUAAACCUAGGAGGUUCAUAUGCUAAUUUCUUUAGUUAGUUCACGUGUUUCAUAUAGAUAACAUUGAGCUCAUGCACGUGAAUUUACAGCACUGAUUGGCUAAAUUGCAAGUUUGUCAAAAGAACUGAAAUAAGGGGGCAGUCUGCAGAGGCUUAGAUAUAAGGUAAUUACAGAGGUAAAACGUGUAUUAUUAUAACUGUGUUGGUUAUGCAAAACUGAGGAAUAGGUAAUUAAGGGAUUAUCUAUCUUUUAAAACAACAAAAAUUCUGGUGUUGACUGUCCCUUUAAACAUUAAAUUUUAUGUUGGAAAAAUCAGUAACUGAUAAGUUGGAGUUUAUUAUUAAUUUAAGGCCUGCAAAAUGGACAUUAAAGUGCAAAAAGAAAACGUAAUUUGUUAUAAGAUUUAUGAUUGCACUGUUACUUGCAUUUAACAGUGUGUUUUACAAAAGGGGUUAAACACAUAUUUAAAGUCAGCUCCAGUGCAGCAAUGUACUACUGGGACAUUGCUGAACACGUAUGGUGAGUCAAUGACAAGAGGCAUAUGUGUGUAGCCGAUAACCACCAGCUAGCUUCGAGUAGGGCAUUGUUGCUACUGACCCUACCUAAGUAUGCUUUUCAACAUAGGAUAUCAAGAGGUACAUUUGAUAAUAAAAGUCUAUUUAAUUCCUUCAUGCUGUUAGGACGUUCCAUGCCGUCCUAACGCUGCUGGGCUUUAAAGGGACAUGAAACCCCAAAAUUUUCUUUUAUGAUUCAGAUAGAGAAUACAAUUUUAAACAACUUUCUAAUUUACUUCUAUUAUCUAAUUUGUUUUAUUCUCUUGGUAUCAUUUGUUGAAGGAGCAGCAAUGCACUACUGGUUUCUAACUGAACACAUGGGUGAGCCAAUGAAAAUCUGUAUUUAUAUGCAGCAACCAAUCAACAGCUAGAACCUAGGUUCUUUGCUGCUCAUGAACUUUCCUAGCUAAACCUUUCAGCAAAAGAUAACAAGGGAAGGAAGCAAAUUAAAUAAUAGAAGUAAAUUAGAAAGUUGUUUAAAAUUAUAUUCUCUAUCUGAAUCAUGAAAGAAAAAAUGUGGGUUUCAUGUCCCUUUAACGCAGAAGGACAGCAUGGAACGUCCUACCUUAUAAGGCGUCCUGCAGCCUCCCCCAUUGACCAAAUCAGGAUUGAUUUGGGGGCUUGCCUAACAAUGUAGGCAUUCAUCCAUGUUCCGAUCCUGGCCUUGAAAUCAUGUGAUCACAUCAACAAUCGCGGUUUUUCAUUUUUCCUGCAAGUGUUUACAUUGGAACUUACUUCCAAUAUUAACACUUUAGUUCUGGCUCAAAGGGGUUAAAUUGCAUUCUCCAUCUGAACCACAAAACUUUAAUUUUGACUUUCAUAUCCCUUUAAUAGUGUAAAGGACUAAGAACAUACCGUCUGUGUAUACUGAUACCACAUUAGCCUGAAAAACUCUUCCAAGUUGUAUAAGUUGUAUAUGUCCUAUUGUAGACAUGUUGGUGUGUGCUUGUUUGCAUAAUACAGAUAGGCAACUGGAUUAGAAGAUCAGUAUGGUGAAGAGGUAGCUUGAUUCAUGUAUGUGCUCCACUUCCCAAUACUAGGAUGUGGAUUCACCAAUGGGAGAUUCCUGAUACAAAACCCAGAAUAGUUUAGCAAUCUUUAACCCCUUAAGGACCGUCAUUUGUCUUUUUAUGGUGAUUGUGUUAUUAACAGCACUAGUAGAAACAAGAAAACCCUUAAUGACUGGCGACAUACAUGGUACUUCACGGUCAUUAAGGAAUUAAAAAGACUCCAAAGCACUUCUGUUAAAUUGUAUUAUUUUUUGUUGCAAAAAAAAAUGUUCAUUACAACCAUGUCAUAAAAUGUAAUACAUUUGCCAGUUAAUUUAAUUACUUUAUGCCAAAGAAUGCUAAAGACCCUUUUAUGGUCCUAAGCUCCUAUUAUCCUACCUAGCCUAGAGUAGAAAAGAACAUUUGAAAAUAGAAGAAAACUGGAAAGUUUUUUAAAAUUGGACACUCUGGGGCCGAUAUAACAAGGGCCGAAUGGCCCUGAAUGUAACUGUUAAACAGGAGUUGAGACCACUGCUCUUUAAUUUGUACACCUCCUCUGAAGCGGCGGACAUCAAUCCACCCAACCGCAUACGAUCGGGUUGAUUGACACCCCCUGCUAGUGGCCGAUUGGUCGUGAAUCUGCAGGGAGCGGCAUUGCACAAGCAGUUCACUAGAACUGCUUGUGCAAUGAUAAAUGCCAACAGCUUAUGCUGUCGGCAUUUAUCGAUGUGCGGUGGACAUGGUCCACUACAGCGGAUCAUGUCCGCUCGCACUUUGUUAAAUCGGCCCCUGUAUCUUAAUCAGGAACAUUUAAAUUUCACUUAACUAUCGAUGUACACAUAAAAGGGAAGUUAUUAAUUCACCUAAAAGCUUUUUUAAAGCCCAAAUUGGGAAACUUCAGGAAACUAGAAGAGUUUUAAAGGACCACUAAACACAGUAGAAGUGAAUACACAAUAAAAUGACAAUGCAUUUACACUUUGAAAUAAGCAGUAGAAUAUUUUCUGGCAAAUUUCAAAAUGAAUCCAAUGUUCCCUUUCCCUGUAUCAUGUGACAGCCAUCUGCCAAUCACACAAUGCAUAUACUUAUAUACUAUGUACUUUUGCACAGGCUCAGUAAGAGCUGGAGACCCAGAAAGUGUGUAUAUAAAAAGCAUGUUUUGAUAAUGGAAAUAUAUUGGAAUGUUUUGUUAUUUAAUCACAUGCUUUAUCUGAAUCAUUACUUUUUACUUUGGUGUCCCUUUAAUGCUAAAAAGGAUAAAUGACUUGUAGUUAUAUUGUGAUACAAGGUUUAUAUUGCUGCUAAAGUUAAUGCGUUUAUACCCUAAUUGAUGACUUGAAAAUGAAAAUGCUUAAAUAUGUAAUUUGCAAUGUUAAUGGCAUUUAUUAGUUUUUUUGCCAGUCACUGAUGUGAGAUGGUUUACAAAAAGAAAACUGUAAUAUUUUGUAUAUAAUUGUUUUGACUGUAUAAAUGUCCCCCAUAAACAAACCAAUAAAACACAUUUAUGUUCCAAAUAAA